CGUCAUCAUGCAGAAACAAGAUGUCUAGCAAUAGACCUCCAAAUGACAGGGGUCCAACAGGGCCAGGUCAUGAAGUGUCCUCACCAUACAAGCGUCCUCGGACCCAAAGUCCUGGGUCAACUAUGUCACGUCCUGGGGGAUACCCUUACCCCACAGAGAGAUAUCAGGUCCCCAUAGCAGCACCAGGGGGACCAUACCAACCGAGGGUCUACACAGCUCCUGGCCCGGAACAUGUUUAUCAGGGAGAGAGAUCAACUGCUGCAGACUACAGAGAGACAUUCCAGCAGCAGAGAGAGCAAGAACCUCCUAGACGUAGACCUACAUUGCUAGGUGAACAGUACCAUGCCACACGUGUAGCUGAGCGUGAGAGGAGUGCAGCAGAGCAGUAUUCCUAUAACCGCUAUGAGAGGGAGGGGGGUCAGGCGACCAUCCCACCCAAGCAGGAUGUAAUUCUGAGUGCAGCAGAGCAGUACUCCUAUAACCGCUAUGAGAGGGAGGGGGGUCAGGCGACCAUCCCACCCAAGCAGGAUGCCCAGCAUCAUUUCCCAUACAAACGACGUAUGGUUGAGACAGGGGCACGUGAGGCUAUACCAGCCAUGAGGCUUGCUGCAGAUGAGGCUAAAAGAGGCACACACCCGUUUUCACAAGAACCCAGCUAUACCCCUCAAGUUGAGGCAAUCUCCCCCACACCGGAUGAUCAGAAGAUUGAGAUUGCUGCAAUGAAGGCCUCCAAGGAAGAACUUAUUAACUCCAUCAGCAGAAUUGACAGAGAAAUUGGCAAAUCCGAGACAAGUAUAGCAAACUUUAAGAAAAAACAACAACAAUUAGAAGAGCAGGCGAACAAGCCAGAUGAAGAGAACCAAUCAGAAGAGCCCGUUGUAGAGAAUAAAAAUCAAAGUGUCGCACAAAUCAUUUAUGCGGAGAAUCGUAAAAAAGCUGAGAAGGCGCAUGCAGUAUUUUCUAAACUUGCUGCCCCAAAUGAUACGUUAGGAGCUACAGGAUUAACUUUCCAGCCUCUUUAUAACCAGCCCUCUGACACUGCAGUGUAUCACGAGAAUAAGCGCAAGCACAUGAUCUUCAAAAAGAGGCUGAUGCUCCACUUCAAAAAACGACAUCAGGCCAGAAAGAUUCGGGAACGCUAUCUCACCGAGCGAUAUGACCAACUCAUGCAAGUAUGGCUGAAGAAAAUAGAACGAAUUGAGAACAAUGCCAAAAAGCGUGCAAAAGAUCAAAAGACUCGGGAAUUUUAUGAACGUAUUUUCCCUGAGAUUAAAAAAUCAAGAGAGGAUAAAGAUAGGUUCACAAGGAAUACGGCAACACGUGGAAAUAGCAACUUAGGUCCUAUUGCUCGUAGUGACGUUGAGAUGGAGCAGAUUAUUGAAGGUCUUCACGAACAAGAGGAAGAAGACAAGAAAAUCAGAAGCUAUGCUGUUAUUCCGCCUGUGUUGCUGGAUUCCAGACAGAGGCGGUAUCGCUUCAUGAACAAUAAUGGUCUUAUUGAAGACUCAAUGGCAGAAUACAAAGAACGCCAAAAUCUAAAUGUUUGGACUCUCCCAGAAAAAGAAACGUUCAAAGAGAAAUACCUUCAGCAUCCAAAAAAUUUUGGUUACAUAGCCUCAUUUCUAGAAAGAAAGACGGUGGAGGAGUGUGUACAGUAUUAUUACCAUAGUAAAAAGAGUGAAAAUUACAAACAGUUACUACGGAAGCAGAACAUGAAGAAAAGAAAACAACUACAAUCUAAACCACAGCCUAGGGAAUCAAGAUAUGAUCCAGGUGUGGCAACGGUACAGCAGCCUGCAAAGAAAGAAAAGGAUGAAGUGGUGACACCUAUUGUUGAAUCUGUAAAGGAGGAACCCAAGUCGCCUUCUGAGAGUGUUUCAAAGGAUGAAGCAACUGAUGAAGUUAAGAUGGAGGUUAAUGUUACGGAGGCAGGAAGCACUGACAAUUCAGUUGUGCCUGCAGAGAAAACAGGGGAUGCAGAAGAAACAAAAACAAAAGAAGGGGGACUUCACAACUGUGCAGUUUGUAAGGUCCAAUUGGCAAACUACAGUCUGAGUCGACCAAUCACAAAGUCGCAUUGCAGUCAGUACUAUGGCCUUGACCUGCAAAACAUCCAGGGGGAGCCACGUGUCUGCAGCAGUUGCCGUUGUCGUUCUGUGCGUCGUAGAUACACUCAAUGCCCUGUUCCUACUUGUAAAACGCCAAAACGGAAAGUAAAGAGACUCCGCCCACUCCCAGCUAAAUGGGCGGAGCUGUCACAAGAAAUUAAAGAUCCUAUUAUUAAGGAAAUGGAGUUGACUGACGAGAUCACAAAGUGUUGUGUGGCGUGUAUCAAUCGUAUCGCAAGGAAGGUUGGGGCUGAUCCAAGCGAGUCUCCUGUUCCAGCACAGGAAACUGGGGAAGAUAACAGUGACACAUCGAGAUGGACAGAUGAAGAGAUGGACAAAGCAAAGAAAGGAUUAAAGGAGCAUGGAAGAGAUUGGGAGACUAUUGCCAACCUGGUUGGUACAAAGUCUAAAGCCCAAUGUAAGAACUUCUACUUCAACUACAAGCGUAAACUUUCCCUUGAAGAACUAGUCCAGGAAUACAAGAGGAAACGAGCUGAAGAGAAAAGAACAACCUCCAUAUCAGAGAGUGUUGUGUCAACUAAUGAUUCUGAUGAGGACAUUUCAUCAAGUGAUGAGGACAAUGGAGAAGAUAAUGGGGACAGUAGUGACUGUAAUAGUGGACCACCCUCACCCCCUUCUUUCCCACAGCAUGACAAAGAUCCACCAAAGCAGGGUGAGCCUGAUCCACCAGCUGACACUGAUCAGACCCCCAAAGAUCCUCCCACUAGUGAGACAAAGCCAGCAGAUCCCACCUCAACACAGGAGGAUCAUGGGAAGCCAAUAGGACCUGCUUCACUCCAGAAACCUGUUGAUUAUGAUAGCUCAGCCACUAUGAGUGCAGAUGAAGGUCCACAUUCCCAUGAUAUAGGGGGUCCACAGGGAGACAGAGACAGAGGGAGCCACCAUGAGUCUGACAUUAAAAUGGCCGAGGAUCAUCGUUAUAGAGAUGUUGAAGUGACUUCUACGGAUGGGGCUGGUGAUAGACGUCCCCAUUACCCCCCGGGGCAGGGGGGCCUGGGUCAUCCUACUUCAUAUGAUUCUAAACCAGACUCCAUGCCCAGGCCCCUUUCUCCUAAGUCCCACCCCUCAGAGCCUUCAAAGUCCAACAAGGAUCUUACGCCAUCGUCAGCUUGCGUUCGAGACUUGAUCCAUUCUGCGAUUGAACGGAAUCUGACGCUAUCUGUUCCAGGAAAUAACGAAGCACACAGUGCUCAAAGGGAUCGAGACAGUGGUUCAUUCAUGAUGUCUGUAACUCAGCAGCAACGUCGUGGAUCUGACCCCCACAUCACAGAAGUUCGCUCUAUACCAGGGUACCCAACAGGUUACCCCCCUAGGACAUCACCCCAACCCCCUCCAAGGGACUCUAGGGGUGGUCCCAAUACGGAAUUCAGCCCCCAAGAUUUAACACGUCGUACUAUUGAUAAGCAUGCCACAUAUAAAGGAGACCCUCGGGAAUAUGACCCCCGGGAUCCCAGGGCGGGGGAAGUUACAAACUGGAGAGGAAUGGAUGAUCGGCAGCCACGUCGUGACAUGACUGCCCCUCCCCCUGCUCAUCAACAUGGUAACGUGAAACCUCAACAGCGCCCUCUAUCUGCUGGUUUCCAUGAUCAGAGAGAUAAAUCUCCCUCAGCAUAUCUUGAUCGCUCGCAAGGUACACCGCCUAUACGUCAUCAGGUGCCCCCCUCCAGCUCCCCCUAUAUGUCAAUGCCAUCACCAGUAGAUCGGCAACAACCAGGAGGACCACGUGGAGGUCUUGCCCCAAGAGUUACUCUCCCAACACCUCCACCCUUGAUCAACACGAAAACACCUGUGAAUGUCAUGGAUAAAAUAUCACCCUCAAUGAAUCCCCCACCAACUGGCUCGAUUACCCAUGGUACACCUGUAAACCACCCAUCACAGCUCCCUCAGUCUCGCUAUGAAAAAGGAUCAAUAUCACAAGGCAUACCUAGACAUGAUAUAAUACGGCAAACUACACCUCCACAAUCGAGACCUGAGACUGGGUCCAUUACACAAGGAACGCCAGUUGGGAUUGAUCGGUCUCGUCCACCUAUAUCGUCCAGUGAGGGCCCUAGACCUGGGCUUCCAAUGCAGAUGUAUGACAGCCGUACACGUAUGAUGUAUGAUUCACGCAUGAUGGAGUUAUACAGGAUGAAUCCUAAUGCAGCCCAGAGUGCAGCUGCAGGUUUCUUUCCUCCUGGAGUACCCUUCCCCCAGGCAGAGUACAGACCAGAGGCAGCAGCUGCAUAUACCAAUAGCUCACAUGCAGUCCUGCUUGGAGAUUUUUUAACUGCUCAGCAAAUGCAGAGGGCACCUAGAGAUCGGGUGGAGAAGGAAGCACGAUUGUCGCCACGUAAUCAGGAUGUUCGAGGCCAAGUCCCUGGCCCCAAGCUUUAUGUUGGAGUGGAUGGUGUCCAUCAGAUGCAGUACCAGGCCACACACCAGGGGAUGAUGUAUAUGCCUAUACAGGGCCAGGUGCCCGGGGAGCAGGGUAGACGUCAACCAUCUCCUGCCAUAUCACCACGUAAUGAUAUCCCAACCUCAGUCACUUCAAACUGGCCAGGUCGGCACGCUUCGGCUGUCAGUCCCGGGAUACCAGUUUCUCGUCCAGGUGAUCGGCCUGCCACCUAUCAACAACCCAGAGAGAAUGUGAUUCGUUCAAUCAAUCAAGGAACGUCUGGAAAACUCCCAGAAUCCUCUCAGAGGCAGGAGUAUGAACGAAGGGAACAAGGUAGUCGUGAGUCAGAUCAGAGAGGGCCAGACAGUCGAUACAAUGACAUGAAUAUAAAGAAGUUGGCCGAGAUUGCAGCAGAGAUGCAGCCCCUCCCUCAGCAACCUAGUGGUUCCCUAGGAAGAGGCCAAGGGCCCCUCACAGCCAGGGACCCACGUGGGCCCGAUAUGGAAGCUGAGUCAGCUAAGCGUGCAAGAAUGGACCCACCUCUCUCUGUAUCUCACUAUCAGUCGAGAUAUGAGGCCGAGAUGCGUCAGUAUCGUCCACGCUUUGACUCUGAACGCACACGGACUGACUCUGAACGAACACGCACUGACUCCAACGCCUCAAAUUAUGAAGAGCACCGCGAAGAUGUGCAGAAGAUGAUCGAACACGAGCGAGAGAUCAGACGACAGCAAGGAUAUGCUGAACAGGAAAGACAACGUGCCGUCACUCAUUCACGGGCUGAAGCUCCAGAGCAAGAUAAUGAUGUCCUGAUCACUGACCACAAACCAGCGCUAAAUCAUCGCACUGACCCUAAACACGUCAGCAAUAAACUUGAAGAAUCAAACACAAUGCAGACUCCAGAUGCUUCAAAACUUCUUUUACAACAGUUUGAAGCCGAUAACGCAAACAUUCCAAAGAAGCGGCAAUCCCCAGUCCCUCGACAACCUCCUGGAAAAAACUCUAAAACUAUGAGUGCUGCGAAUUUAAUCGAUGCGAUAAUUGAGCACCAGAUUUGCCAUAAUAAAGAAGACAUUAGUAAUAGCCGGAGUUCACCCUCUGGGGGUAUUUUAUUUCCCCAGAAUUUACAGAGGGUCGUCCAAUCAGAAGCAAGUAUCCCCACUCCGCCAAGACCUGGGUCGCCACAGUACACAAGACCACAGAUGCGAUACGAGCCUGAGCCGAAUCAGAGGCCAUCACAAUCUGUACCUGUACCCCCAGGGGCACAAACUGCACCCCCAGGGGCGCAACCUGUAAAUGCUGGCGUAUCUGGACCAACACCUCCAGGGAGCAGUGAGACCGACAAGCAAACAGCCAAGAAUGUUUUGGCUGAACUCCCUGAUGAUGUAGGUAGUAGUACACGUGAUGUCAUACAGGGAAGUCCCACUGCAUCAGACACAAGCAGCAAAUCAUCAGACUCACGUGCUAUCACCCUUGGGGAACACAUAGAUGCCAUCAUCCAACAGGAUUACAGCAAGAAGAAGGCCGCCCUUCAGGCACAGGCACAGGCUCAGGCCCAGGCCCAGCUACAGGCCAAAGGACUGCUCCCAUCCACCAGCUCGUCUGCCCCCACCCAGGCUCCUCCUCAACCUGUGACAUCAUCAGAAGUUCCAGUGUCGGGAAAUAAUGGAAAUGCAUCAGCAGCCAUGGGGAGGUUCUUACAAGGGAACAACAGUAGCUCAAAUAGUGAGACAGAUUCACCGCGAUCUCGAGUAGUCACAUCCCCACCCCCCAGGCCAGGGGGUGCGCAACAGGAUGAUGCACGACCACGGAGCUACUCAACUGGGGCAUAUCAGGGUCCUUGGAAACUCAAACGAGUUCUCGAGCAGGGGAUAUCCUCAAUGAUGGAGUCCAUGGUACCUAAUUCCAUGUCAUCUUUACAUCCGAACCAGUCUCAAUCCAACAGUGACUCACGUUCAUCUCUAGGACCACCUAUGGUCCCAUCAAGGUCAAGGUCACCUAGUCAGAGGUCAAGGUCACCAAUUCUACCCCAGCAAUCCAGGUCACCUGCACCAAUGUCAAGGUCACCAAUCCCGGGACAAAUGUCUAGGUCACCUGCCCCAGCAAAGUCCCCAGCUUUGGGCCAGUCUCCUUCACAAUCCAGGUCCCCUGCCACAUCAGUCAGAUCAUCACCAGUCACUAUCAAGCCACAGGGAACAGCAAGAUCCCCCGUUAUGCUAGGCCAGGAUGAGAGGGAGAUCAUUAAAGUUGCACGUACUGGUGAGCGUGACGUCACACAAUCUGGACAACCCCAGCAGGCAUCCCCACAGACUGUAAGGGCAUCCCCCCAGGGUGGCCCAUUAGAUCCAGUAUCCCCUGCAGGAUCAUCAGAUAGCCGAAGUAAUGAAGCAACGGCAAAACCAAACUCACCUCGCUCUCCCCGUACAGGAAGUCAGUCAAUGCUAGCGGCUUCACAUCAGCAAAUAACAAACCUCCUUGCAAGACCUGGCUCUGAUAAUCCGUCAAGUAGCUCAGGUAGCCAACCGGACAGUAGCAGUGUUGGAAGUCCUGCCCCACCUGGCACACAAGAGGCAUCAGUCCUCCCUAUACAGAUGGGACUUUCUCCUCUGGAUUAUGUGAAGAAUAAGAUUGCUGAAGUAAUGAGAGGAGCUUCUGAUGGUGCACGUCCCGGGGUUACAGAAACUGGACGUUCUGGGGGUGGCGAUAUCUCACGCCCAGGGAUUAUGGAUCCGUUAAGAUCCCAGGAGUCUGCUGCUUAUCCAAGACCAAGUUCUGGUGAUUCAAGAUUGGGAGAGAUGAGACCUGGUGAAUCACAAAUGAGACAUGGGGAUACCCAAAUGAGGCCAGGAGAUUCCCAAAUCCGACCAAGAGAUUCCCAAAUGAGACCAGGAGAUUCCCAAAUGAGGCCAGUAGAUUCCCAAAUGAGACCAGGAGAACCCUAUCAUAGACCAGGAGAUUCCCAAUCUAGGCCUGGGGAUUCCCAAAUGAGACCUUCAGAAUCACAAAUGAGACAAGGAAAUUCCCACAUGAGACCAAGUGACUCUCAAAUGAGACCAGGAGAUUCCAAAACAGGCCCAGGGGAUUCCCAAAUGAGAACAAAUGAAACUUACAUGAGAGCUGGAGAAAAUCAAAUGAGGGCAUCAAGAGAUUACCCUAUGAGACCUACUGACUCCCGAACAAGACCUGGUGAUGCCCAGUCUCAGUCUAAACCAACAGAUCCGUAUUCCAGACAAGAGGCCUACAUACGAGGUGGAGGUGGAGAUGUUAGGAUGAGGGCUGCUGACAGUGUCAUACGCCCUGGGGAGGCAAGUUCUACUUCACAGAGGGCACCAAACGAGGGUAACUUCCCAGGAUCAGGGGUAGCCAGGUGGGUGGCUGAUACACAGCAGGCUGCUAAGGAAAACAGAAUGAGUCCCUCCAGCUCCAGGCCUUCUGACCCAUACAAUCGUGGGGCAUCCUCAGAGGCAAGAGCUAAUUACCCACCUAGAACAAUGGAGCCCUCCUACCAAAGGACUGCUGAAUCACACAUGGGAUACUCCAGACCUCCAGACUCGCAGUCUAGACCUUCUGAAUCCCAAACUCAGCCCCAGAGACCUUCUGAACCCCAGAGAUCCAGUGAGGCUUAUCCCAGGCAAAGCAACAUGCACCCCAGAAUGAAUGAUGUGUACCCCCACCCCAGUGGUCAUUCAUACCAUGGAGUACAGUCUAGACCAGCAGAGCAGUCCAGUAGGGUCAGUUCUGACACCUAUCCCUCCAGAGUAACAGACCCCCAACGUAGAGCAGAAGUCAGUAGAGCUGCUGAUUCACAGGCACGUAUGGGGAGUGAUCCAUAUCCAAGACAAGUUGAUUCCUACUCAAGACAGAGCGAUUCAUAUUCAAGGGCUGGUAAUCAACUUUCAAGACCAAGUGAAUCUCAAAUGAGACCUGGCGAUUCACAAAUGAGACUGGGGGAUUCACAAUCGCGACCUGGUGAUUCACAAAUGAGACCUGGUGAUUCACAAAUGAGACCAGUUGAUUCACAAAUGAGACCUGGUGAUUCACAAAUGAGACCUGGUGAUUCACAAAUGAGACCAGUUGAUUCACAAAUGAGACCUGGUGAUUCACAAAUGCGACCAGGUGAUCCACAAAUGAGACCUGGGGAUUCACAAAUUAGACCUGGCGAUUCACAAAUGCGACCAGGAGAUUCAAAAAUGAGACCAAGUGAUACACAAAUGCGACCUGGUGAUUCACAAUUGAGACCUGGUGAUUCACAAAUGAGACCUGGUGAUUCACAGUUCAGAUCUAAAGUCUCUCUAUCUCGAGCUAGUAAUUCUCGAGCAAGCCCAGUCAGACCAAACGAAUCACAGCCUAGCCCUCGUUCAAGUGAUCCUUAUCCUAGAACCAGUGACCCAUAUCCCAGAUCGAGUGAUUCACGCACAAGCCCACGACCUAAUGAUCCAUAUGGUAGACAGAGUGACUUACAUCCUCGUCCAAGUGAUUCACAUCCCCGCCCAAGCGAUCCACAUUCACGGUCAACUGAUAUGCACCAGCAACGUCAGGGUGACCCACAUAGUGACUAUAGAGGAUACACAGGCUACCCCAGUAAAAACUCAGAUCCCCAGGGCUAUAUUAGACCUCAAUACCAGCGACAGGCAGAUAUGUACAGUAGGGCUAAUGAGGCGAAACCUAGCAAUCCCCAGCAGAAUAAGAUGCCAACUAGUUAUCCUGGGGGUGCACAGAGGUCAGCUGAGGGGAGCUACUCAGGGGGUGCGCAGCGCCCAGUGGAGGGUGGUUACUAUAGGACUGGGGUUCAGGAAAGCACUCAGCACAGAACAAGCCCUAGUCAGAAACACCAAGUGUCAACGACAGCAUCUAUGGCGACGUCACAAGGGAGCUAUGGGGCGUACUUUGAGCAGCAAGCGAGACGAGGCCAAUCAGGAGCUAGCUCUCAGAGUUCAUCUUCGUCCCAGAGGUCAACCCCGACAUCAGGCAUCAUAUCACAGUCUGGUCAGCCUCAGGGUGGUGCGGGAAAAUCAUUUGGGAAUGAGCCCCGAUCUAGUACAGUUGUGUCAUCUAGCCCAACUUCUGGGCAGGCUUCACGCUUAAGUCCCGGUUAUUCCCCAGGUUCAAGCUCAUUAGAGAUAAUGUAUAAGUCCAAAUUUGAUAAGUUCAGGAACCUGGCUGAGAGAAAACCAGGGUCUAGUAGCGGUCAGCUGUCUCCCAGGUCUUCGGGACACCCUGGGUCGCCAGGUAGUGCCCCCAGCUCCUCUGCCCACAGUCCUGGCCAGUCUAAACCCAUGUCAUCCCCUGGGAGAUUCUCCUCUACUUCUCCAACCAGCUCUGCCACACGUCAAGACUUUGGUAUUAGCUCUGCCCAUACUAAAAGUCCUGGCCAAUCAGCUGAGUUGAAUACAUCAGAGGCGAUGGCAGCGCCAUCUGAAGUUAAAGGUAAACCGGACCCCUAUGACUUUGCUGAUGACGAGGGUCCCAGAGAACCAAGAGAUAGCAUGAGAUUUGGACACAAACCCAAAAAAGGAGAAACACCUAAAUCAGUUGCUGACUCUGAACCAACAAUGGAUGCUAAUCCGAUGCCUGAUCGUAGUCUGAGUAUAGACAGUGCAGGAUCUGACCGCAUGGUUAUUGAUGAAACAGCGGGAGUUGACAGCUCAGACCAACCUGAUAUAUCCACUUCUAAAGAUGGAGCCACUGGUGAGAAUCCAUCCCAUAAUAAAUCACCUGACUCAGAAGUCAGCUCCUCAUUGGCUCGUUAUGGAGAGUCAUCGGGAAGCAUGUCAUCGUCAAGCAUGCAACAAGGAACUAUGGGAGAUAUCGAUAGCCAAUCAAAUGUGUCUCGAGAAGCUGAAUCAAAACAGGAGAAAGGACAUUGA
Messenger RNA from Owenia fusiformis, 10367 nucleotides. The record is from the annotation of a GenBank genome assembly. Lineage: Eukaryota; Metazoa; Annelida; Polychaeta; Sabellida; Oweniidae.